AUGGGCCCCUCAAAAUCCAUGCAAAUGGGCCCGCUAUCCAUUUCUCGCUGGGAUCUCUUCUACAAAUCCCAAUUCAAGACCAAAGUCCCUUCACCCCCAGUCCCACCCUCCACCUCUCUAACCGGCCAGACCGCGAUAGUCACAGGUAGCAACACGGGUCUCGGGUUCUACGCCUGUAAACACCUUCUUUCAUUAAAUCUCUCUCGAUUAAUCAUUGCAGUACGAUCAAAGAGUAAGGGAGAGACCGCCGCGAAUGAGUUAAGGAAGCAAUACACCGGGAAGAUUGAGGUGUGGGAACUGGAUAUGAGUUCGUAUGACUCAAUCCGCGACUUUGUGCGCAGAGUGGAGUCCGAGUUGGAAAGACUUGAUAUUGCGAUCCUGAACGCGGGAGUUGGGAGACUAAAAUUCACUCUCAACCCCAGCACCGGCCACGAAGAAAGUAUUCAAACAAACUACCUUUCCACCUUCCUCCUCUCCAUCCUACUGCUCCCAGCACUGAAGAACAAAUCACCCGCCGGAAAACCAGGUCAUUUGACACUGAUAAACUCGGCUAUGGGGUAUUGGGCGAAAUUCCCAAACCGCACCCAAGUCCCCCUCCUCGCUUCCUUCGACGACGAGAAAAUCACGCCCUGGGAUCCGCAAGAGCGCUACGCUGUGUCCAAAGCACUCGGGCAUUUAUUCUUCCCCAGGCUGGCCGAAUAUGUGUCUGCGGAUGAUGUAGUCAUGAAUAUGGUGGAGCCGGGUUUCAUCAAAGGCUCGAAUCUGCAGCGUGACGCAAAAGGGACGAUGCGUGUGGCGGUUGGGAUUUUUGCAGGAUUGACUGGGAGAAGGGUGCAGGACGGGGCGUGGACGCAUGUGGAUGCAGUGGCGGUGAAGGGGAAGGAGAGUCAUGGGUGUUUUUUGAUGAAUUGGGGGGUUUUGCCGUUUAAUGAGAUGGUGUAUACGGAGGAAGGAAAGGUGAUUAUGGAUAGGCUCUGGGAUGAGACAAUGUUAGAAUUUGCGUUUGCUGGAGUAGAUGGGAUUCUCAAGGACAUGAAAAACGAGUGA
Molecule: messenger RNA, 1047 nt
Organism: Lindgomyces ingoldianus
Lineage: Eukaryota; Fungi; Ascomycota; Dothideomycetes; Pleosporales; Lindgomycetaceae
Product: NAD(P)-binding protein
Exons: 2
Coding region: 1-1047 (348 amino acids)
Source: RefSeq, a predicted model, not a curated record